Malaya genurostris is the source of this 1455-nucleotide messenger RNA. RefSeq lists its product as uncharacterized. Lineage: Eukaryota; Metazoa; Arthropoda; Insecta; Diptera; Culicidae. The record is from RefSeq and is a predicted model, not a curated record. Bases 1 to 1455 code for a protein of 484 amino acids. The transcript has 2 exons.
AUGAAGUGGUUGCUGUCAGCUGUAAUUCUAGUUGUUGGUACCAUCACUGGAGUCCGAUGUGGAUUCGGACUGAAUGUGACUGUACCAAGUUUCACAAAAAGUAUCACAAAUUCAAUCGGAAACGGAAUUAAUUUACUGGUCAGAGCAAAUGCAUCCAUUCGAGUGGCAGCGGAUGAUGAUGGCAGUGGAUCGAUUAAAGCCCUCAUAACAGUUUCAAACAAUGUGACAAACCCUUUGAACAAGUUACUUGGAAGUAUUCUGGCUGCAUCAACCGCCGAAAAUGGCAAUAUUGAACAGUUAUUUAGGAACAUGUCCUCGUUGGUUGCGGAAACUAGGCCUGCACUGGAUGCUGCCUCGAUAGCAGCUUGUGACAUUCAAAAAACUACCAAAGAUUAUCUCUUUCAAUCGCUCAGUGGAAACCUGACAGCAUUGAACACAAUGUUAUCUAACCUAUCGGAAGGUUUGAGUUAUUUAAAAGUGAUAGUCGAUCAAGUAGCCAGUGAAGAAUAUCCCGUGACUAGACAAAAUAUUACCGUUUACAUGAACGAUUCGGUGAUCGCUACUGUGACCACUCCUCUAACGGCCAUUCAGGGUUAUUUGACUAACAUAGCUUCCACUGUCAUGGUCGUCGCGUCGGAGAGAGCGCAAUUCUUGAAAUAUCUAACUCAAAUGGACACUACUAUUAACAACGGUCUUCGGAAUAUCCAAAACUCGGCCACUGGCUUCAAUCGUACGGUGAUGGACACGUACAAUCGGACCAUGGCACAACAAAUCAACACCUUCAAGAAUAUCAAUCAAACUUAUGCAAUGAUCGUCUCGAGAGCUAGUUCCUACAACGGGGGUAACAUUAGCAACCUAACCAUGUUCCUGAACGAUUUGGUGACAUCCAACGACAGCUUCUUGCAGUUCGUCAGUCUUAGUACCAACUAUACCAAGGAGCAGGUUAAUCUGGUACUGCAGGAUCGAAUAGGUGCAGUAACAAAAACUUUAUGGAGAGUCUCCAGAUUUAUAGCGAAUCAAAGUACAGUCAAUGCUAGUCAACAUACCAACCAGUGCGCCCAGCGUUUUAUGCAAAAGCUGCAGCAAAAUCCUGUACUGAUUACAAGACUGUCGCGCUGUAUUCAGCAGGAAUCGAACUCCCUUCAGCCGACAAUCACCUUCGUUCAGUACCAGAUGGAUCUGGUGAGAUCCGCUGCUAAUUCAAUUGCCAACCAAAUGUCUAAAAUUUGCCAGCGGAAUACCGGUGCCUGUGCUAAAUCUUAUUUUGCAGCUCUGCCGAACCACUCGGAGGUGAUACAGAACAAAAUCUCCGUCAUCGCGGGAGUAGUGAGCAAUGAUGAACACUUGUUGACCGAGCGAAUCAUCAACUGUCUCAACGGAACCGGAGCGGACAUAAUCGAAAACGCAUUGUUGAUACCGAAAAAGUUUAAUCGUUGUUUGCUGAUGGGUCCGUAA